Messenger RNA from Fusarium redolens, 691 nucleotides. RefSeq lists its product as uncharacterized. The record is from RefSeq and is a predicted model, not a curated record. Bases 1 to 501 code for a protein of 166 amino acids. The transcript has 4 exons. Lineage: Eukaryota; Fungi; Ascomycota; Sordariomycetes; Hypocreales; Nectriaceae.
AUGAACUCACGGAUGUAUCUCGUGUUCAAUAAUGCCUAUUUAUCCCUGGGUGCGCUAUCUGGUGAUCUGAACGAGGGACUCAGUGGAAAGUCAAAGAAUGAGACCCAACAUACAUUCCUUUGGAAGGAAGCCCGAGGGAGAACUUUAUUUGUUGGGACUAUGCUACAUUUGUCCAAUCAUGAUGAAUCCAUCUCAAUCAAGCUACUAAACGAAGCCGCCGGGCAAGAGAUGUAUAGUCAGGGGAUCUCGGAGACAUUAUUCGCCUGCAAAACCUACAAACAUCCACCCAUCUCUGCCCAUUGCAUCAAAGCCAGAAUUUCUCACUCGUCUAUUCCCAUGGCUGGCGCCCACGCGUAUACUUAUCCCCUCGUCGCCACUGAUCGUAAUGUCGUUAAAAGCUAUAAUGCCAUUCCUUAUGAUGUUAUGGUAUUGUGGCAGAUGAAACUUGCCGAGGAGCAGAAGAGUCUAGUUUACAACCGCUCUGUGAAGACUAUUGUGUGAAAUGACUCAAACAGUCGUUAUAUCGUACCAUGCGGCGCGAUGAGGUUGUUACUGUGCCUGUUCGUGCAUUGGAAAGGGGGACUUGUUGUUAAAUACCUACACUAUGUGGCAGACGAACUAAAAACACGAAGAAGGAAUAAAUUAUUCUAGUUUACAUCUGUUAUAUCAACAAAUAACUGCUAAUGAUGUG